AUGGCGGAUGAUUACUUGACACCGAGAACGAUUGUUGAUCAGAACAAGUUCCCUCACAUGCUUCAAGCUUACUGCCUUGUUCUUGAUAACAUUACGGAUAACUCUGUCACACGACGGGGCCAACCUUGCUGGUUGAGAUUUUCUGGUGGUUUCCUGCCUUCCACCAAGUUCAUAAGACUGGCACCGGUAAUGCCAAGAGAAGCUGAUCCUUGCGCCCUGCUUAUAGCAACCUAUUAUGAGUUGUUAGGAUAA
This is a messenger RNA of Eruca vesicaria subsp. sativa (arugula), 252 nucleotides long. The record is from the annotation of a GenBank genome assembly. NCBI's taxonomy places the organism in Eukaryota, Viridiplantae, Streptophyta, Magnoliopsida, Brassicales, Brassicaceae.